CGUCAACAAACAAAGAAAAGUACGCACACACACACACACACACGCGCACUCACUCACACAUAGAGACUGUAUAAUUAAAGACAGGUAAACGAGCAAUUUGUCAAAGGCAAAUUAUGGGUCGCAUCUUUCUGGAGCAUUUGGGUGGGCUAAAGCUCUUCAAUUGCGCCCAAUGUCAUACGAACUUAACGAAUCGCAGCCAAUUGAUUAGCACACGAUUCACAGGCGCCACAGGUCGCGCUUAUUUAUUCAAGCGCGUUGUCAACCUGACUUUCAGUGCCAUUCAGGAGCGCGUGAUGCUCACUGGACGACAUAUGGUGCGCGAUGUAAUGUGCAAGAAUUGCGGCGCAAAGCUUGGCUGGAUGUAUGAAUUUGCCACCGAGGAGACGCAAAAGUAUAAAGAGGGCCGCGUCAUUCUCGAAUAUGCUCUAAUCAAUGAGGCAGAGGGCUUUCCAUCCGAGGCAGGCGGCACCAGUCACUGAACAAAUGAGUCUAGCUGAAUAGCUCAACAGGAUACAAUACAUUUGUGUAGCCUUUAAGUAUUUAAUUUAGCCGACAGGCGUUGGCUUCAUAUAUACAUAUAUCAUUAAAUAUGUAUGUCUAUAAGAAUGUAGGUUAUAUGAUUUAAAAAAGAUCAUAUCAUAGAUCGACAUAAAUCAUUAGUGGAACAUGAAGCCCCUGUCAGCGUUACUUAAACCUAGAUUUAAGGCAAUAGCACAUUAAGCUUUUGCCGCACAUUUAAAAAUUAAUUAUGUUAAGAGGCUGAAAUGAUAAAUC
Messenger RNA from Drosophila arizonae, 774 nucleotides. RefSeq names its product yippee zinc finger protein (gene Ype). NCBI's taxonomy places the organism in Eukaryota, Metazoa, Arthropoda, Insecta, Diptera, Drosophilidae. The record is from RefSeq and is a predicted model, not a curated record.